This is a messenger RNA of Alternaria conjuncta, 4941 nucleotides long. RefSeq lists its product as uncharacterized. The coding region runs from base 1 to 4941 and encodes 1646 amino acids. Gene Ontology annotation, molecular function: protein binding. The record is from RefSeq and is a predicted model, not a curated record. The transcript is spliced from 2 exons. NCBI's taxonomy places the organism in Eukaryota, Fungi, Ascomycota, Dothideomycetes, Pleosporales, Pleosporaceae.
AUGAGCGGCUAUCUCUGGAAAUACUACCUCGAAGAUGAUGUCGACAACUUUCGACAUGUCCUCGCAACCCCCACGCAUACGCACCGAUCCGCAACACAGAAAAGCUUCACUGGCUGGCAGGGCGGAGGGUUUGCCACUGCAGUGAACGGGAGUCCGGGUAGCUACAAUGCAUCGCCAAUAACGAGUGCCAAGGGCCGCAAGAUGGGCAUGGGCGCGGCUGUGAACCUGAGUCGAUUCGACAUCAACAGUCGCGACGCUGCAGGAAUGACUAUCCUGCACCAUUCAGCCUCGUCCACCGCGGACAGCGCAGUAGAGUUCGCGCAAGCGCUGCUAGAACAUCCCUGGACCGACGUGUAUAUACAAGAUGCGGAGAAUGGCUGGACUGCGCUUCACAGGGCCUUUUACUUUGGCAACAUCGCCAUCGCGCGUCUCAUUCUGAACCGCGAUGCGCAGGACAUCCUCGGCCAAGGAUCCAGCGGGUUCAAUCAGCACGCGCGGGGUUUGGUCAAGAUCAAAGACAAGGAAGGAUACGGUCCUUUGGAUCUAUUCUCCAUGACCAUCAAGGACCGGACUUUGCGACCCGAAGAAGCGCCUGCUUUCGAUUCUGACUCAGACGAUGAGAUGGCUCACGGCGACAGUGGCGAUGUGGAUGACGAGAUGCGCAAGAAGUUGAUCGCACCGCCCGUACUUCUCGAGGGAGAUGAAGUGUAUACCUUUGGCAGCAACAAGAACGUCACGCUUGGUUUUGGUGAUGAGGAUGAUCGUCAGUAUCCGGAACGCAUCACUCUGCGCCGCCCAGAUCACCUCCUUCAGCGUUUUUAUAGAGAGCAUCGCGAGCGCCAAAAUCAGUAUUGGGCUGCGACAGGCGCUCCAAUGCAGGAUUCAGGGCUUCUCCAAGCGCGCAGUACUGUAGAUCUUCCUACUCACAUCCGGAAUACUCCAAUAGUCAUCCAAGACGUACGAAUGUCGAAACUGCACACCGCCGUCUUGACCACUGACCCAGUUUCCAAUCUGUACAUGUGUGGCCACGGUCCAGGUGGUCGCUUAGGCACGGGUAAUGAAACGACGAGAUAUCAAUUUACCUGCAUCGAAAGCGGCGGACUAGGUCAGAAGAAGGUGGCUGCUGUCGCGUUGGGGCAGAACCACACUUUGGCCAUUACCGAAGAAGGUGAGAUUUACUCCUGGGGUAACAAUGCGUACGGACAAUUGGGGUACGCGCUGCCGAAGCCCGCUGUAAAAGACGACGACCCGAUAUCGACUAUUCCCCGCCAGAUCUUUGGACCUCUGAAGCGAGAUGUUGUUACCGGCAUCUCCGCAUCCCGAAUACACUCAGUCGUUCACACUGCGACCUCGCUGUACACCUUUGGCAAGAAUGAGGGCCAACUCGGUAUUGUCGAUUCGGACGCACGGUCGCUUGAAAUGCAGGUCGUUCCCAGAAAAAUUGCGGCAGCACUGUUCUCCAGCCCAAUCCACUCAGUUUCGGCUAUCGACGGGGCUACAGUGUGUUUGUUGGAGAGUCGCGAAGUCUGGGUGUUUGCCAAUUACGGUUAUGCGAAACUCAGCUUUCCCUUAGACGGGUUCACCAGUAACUUCCUCAAGGAGAGCUGGUUGACUACGAAGUAUGAUACCGCACCGAACAGAAUCAGCAAGAUCACAUCAGGUGGUGACACCAUCUGUGCGCUAUCGACUUCUGGUGAGGUCUUCACGGUCGCGGUUAGUCGACGUUCAGAGGGUGCCCAGGACGCUGGCACAUCGACCACCAAUCCGAAACAAAUCAGAGGAGCACUUUCUGCACCGUUCCGCAUCUGGUCGUCGAAGAAGAGCCACAUGGCAGCAAGAGAUGUCGAUGUCGAUCAGGACGGUUCCAUCAUCCUGACUACCGAAGUCGGUAGCGUCUGGAGACGUACGAAACGCGCGACGAUCAAGAACGCAAGCAUCACUGCUGCUGUUGAAUCCAAGCCAAAAGACUACAAGUUUCAGCGUGUCUCGGGCUUGACCCGGGUUAUUGCUGUUCGUGCCUCCGCAUUUGGUGCGUAUGCCGCGAUUCGCAAGGAUUGCGACGUUACCAGAAACCAGAUAGGUGUGGAUGAGGCUGGGCUUUGGGACGACCUUGCACCUUUGCUCUCUUUCCACGACUUGACAAACUAUGAGGAGACGUCAGAUGAUGAAGAACCGACACCAAGAUUCUGGACUCGAGCUUCAGAAGCCCAAGGUCUCCGCAAGCGUGUCUUGAAGUCAAAGGACCUGGAAGCGGAGAUGACUGACAUUCUGCGAGGUUCGUCAAUGACACAAGAUCAGACAUACAAUAUGGAAGUCGGAUCGACCUUGUCCGAUGUCCGGAUACCUGUUCACGAGUUCAUCCUGACUGGGCGCAGCCGUAUACUGCGGGAUGCUCUGCUCGACUUUCGUGUCAGGGGCGCCGAAUACGUGGUGUCUGAUCUACUUACUGUCCGCGCAGAGGGCGGCAGAGUCCUGGUACUCUUCCAGGGUCUCGAUUUCCUCACCAUAUUCAAUCUGGUCCUCUACGCUUACACCGACUCCGUGAUAGACUUCUGGAACGUUACUCGGCACUAUCCUUCCUUGGCGCACAGGUAUCGCUCGGUACGAACAGAACUGAUGAAGGUCGCUUCUCGUCUCGAAAUGCGACAGCUCGAGCCUGCUGUCCGUCAAAUGGUUAAACCACGGAAAUCGUUGCAUAUGGAUAUGGAGCUCGCUAUCAAGGAGCAGUCCUUCUUCGAGAGCGGUGACGUCAUCGUUGACCUUGCCGAUGGCGAGAUGCUACUGCAUUCCGAUGUAAUUUGCCAACGUUGUCCUUUCUUCGAAGGCUUGUUCAGAGGACGUGCUGGUGGUCAGUGGCUCGCGGGAAGGCGGACGGAAGAGUCUUCACUCAUCCACAUCGAUUUGACGCAUGUUGAGACGCGUCUCUUCGAGCUCAUCGUUCGCCACCUCUACACCGACGCUGGCGAGGAGAUUUUUGAGGACGUCACGAGUGAGGAUCUGAAUGACUUGUUAGCGCUCGACGAGCUGCUCGAUCAUGUGAUGGACGUUAUGUCUGUGGCCAAUGAAUUGAUGUUGGACCGUCUGUCACAGAUUUGUCAAAGACUGAUAGGUCGCUAUGUCAAUGCUCGAAACGUCUGCUCUCUCUUGUCAGCAGUUGCACCAAGCUCAGUUGCCGAGUUCAAGGACGCAGCCCUUGAGUAUGUGUGCUUGAGUUUGGAAGCAGUCAUGCAGAAUGGCUCACUCGACGAAUUGGACGAGGACUUGCUGUUGGAGCUUAACCAGGUUGCCCAUGAAAACCAGCUCGCUUACCUACCCUUUGCAAGAAGUGGACGAGCUGAGGCUCUUCUCUUUGACCGUUAUCCCGAGCUUGCCGAAAGGAUAGAGCGAGGCAAGCGCGCCAAGGUCGAUGCGAUAGUAUUGUCGAAUAAGUAUGCGGAUGGUGACAAUCUCUCGUCCUCCUUCAGAGCUCAGAGUCUGGAAGAAGUGGCAGCUUCCCCGCUUCGCCAGCGCAACCGAAGAAGAGUAUCGAAAGAAGCUAAGAGUCCAGUGCUUUCGCCAGCACUGAAGGGUCAAGCUUCCACUCAGGACCUUAUGUUUGAGAUGUCAGAUGGGGAGGGCGAUGAAGAUGUGCCGAGGAAGAUCAAGCCUCCGCGGUUCACAGAGCAGAUUGGGGAGGAGAAGGCGGUGGAGACGCCAGUCGGAUCUCCUGAGACACCCUGGGGCACGAUUUCACGACCAUCACCACAUACGUUUGAUAAAGGAGGAGACAUACCACUGAAGUCUGUCAGUCCUCUUCCUCCGCCAGCUGUCAAGGAGACCAGACUACCUGGCCAGCCAUGGGGUACUACACCGCUUGCAGGUCCUAAGCUAGAUCUCAAGGACAUCAUGGCUCAAGACUCUUCGGCUACACCAUCGAACUUGUCGCUAGGUCUUUCACGAGGCGAAAGCGAGCGAGUUGCGAAGGCUGCCAGUGCCAAGUUAAGUCAGAAGGAGCGCAAGCGUUUACUUCAAGCCCAGCAACUCGGCACACCUAUUGCAAAGCCAGAGCCUGUUCCACCAGCUGUAUCUCCUUGGACAGCAGCCGCGCAUCGUAAACCAAGCAACAGUCCUGUCGUGACCCCAGUGGUGGUGCCGUCGCCGCCAUCGAAGCCGUCGCCUCAGCCUUCGCGCGCAUCAAGCACCCCUCAGCUCACCAUGCGACAGACUGUUGCAAAGAAAGGCGCUGUAUCAAAGCAAAAGGACAAGCGAGCCGCUUCGCAGAGCCAGGACGCAAACGGCGCUGGGUCACCCUCGCAACCCCGGCCCGCUGCUUCUGAAAGAGGCAUGUCCGUCUCCACCGACCCCAUCCCAACCCCCCGAUCAGUCCGCCAUAUCCCCCUACCACAACACUCCUCAACCUCACCCAGCCAACACCUCAGCAUGAUGGAAAUCCUUUCCCUGCAAGAAGCAGAAAAGACAUCAAUCCGCGACGCAGCAGCCAAGCGCAGUCUUCAAGAGAUCCAACAAGAACAAGAGUUUCAACAAUGGUGGGAUCAAGAAAGCAGACGUGUUAUUGAAGAAGAGGAACAAACGAAGAAGCUCGUCGAUAAACUCUCAAAGGGUGCUGGCCGUGGACGAGGUAAAGGUCGUGGUGGUCGAGGUGGCAAGGCGAAGAGUCAGGAUAAGGACAAGAAGGACGGUGUCGAGGAUGCUGAUCGGGGGAAAGGGAAGGGUGACGGUAGUGCUGGGCCAGCUGAAAAGGAGAAUGCGCCACCAAAGGCGGGCCCGAAACAGGAUGCUGGUGGUCGCGCACCUGGUCGCGAUAAUGCGGCUAGAGGCGGUCGUGGUAAAAUCGGUCGCGGUGGUCGAGGUGGCGCAAGGGGUGGGCGUUCACAGGGGCCACCGAGAGAUAGCACCGCUCCAUCUGCAACGCAAGCACAGGCUUCUGUUUCGCGGACGUGA